This is a messenger RNA of Pogonomyrmex barbatus (red harvester ant), 3649 nucleotides long. RefSeq names its product MAP4K3-like protein hppy (gene hppy). Gene Ontology annotation, biological process: intracellular signal transduction; protein phosphorylation. Gene Ontology annotation, cellular component: cytoplasm. The record is from RefSeq and is a predicted model, not a curated record. NCBI's taxonomy places the organism in Eukaryota, Metazoa, Arthropoda, Insecta, Hymenoptera, Formicidae. Gene Ontology annotation, molecular function: MAP kinase kinase kinase kinase activity; ATP binding.
AUGCCGUGUUUUUAUUUAUUUAUAGUAACUGGACCAUUAUCAGAGAUACAAAUAGCAUAUAUGUGUCGAGAGACCCUUACUGGUUUAGCUUACUUACAUAGCAUGGGCAAGAUGCAUCGUGAUAUUAAGGGUGCCAAUAUAUUGUUGACCGAAGCAGGUGAUGUAAAAUUGGCAGACUUUGGCGUGUCGGCACAGAUUACCGCAACAAUUAACAAAAGAAAGAGCUUUAUUGGUACACCUUAUUGGAUGGCUCCUGAGGUAGCAGCCGUGGAAAGAAAAGGUGGUUAUAAUCAGUUGUGUGAUAUUUGGGCAUGUGGAAUAACCGCGAUCGAAUUGGCAGAAUUGCAGCCACCGAUGUUCGACCUGCAUCCAAUGCGCGCCUUGUUUCUCAUGUCCAAAUCAGGCUUCAAGCCACCGACAUUGAAAGAUCGCGAUAAAUGGAGUCCAACAUUUCAUAACUUCGUCAAAAUCGCCCUCACAAAAAAUCCGAAGAAACGACCGACGGCAGAAAAGUUGCUUCAGCAUGCAUUUUUCCAAGGGGAGAUGAGCAAGAGACUGGCAUUAGAAUUAUUGCAAAAAGUAUCAAAUCCCAGCCAUAUGUUUACGGAUCUGGAAGCUGAUGAAGAUGGGGCAGUGCCCAAUGUUCCACAAAGAAUAGCCUCGCGUCACACCGCAAGGCCUAGGCCGAAAAGUCCUAUAUCACAGUUGGAUAGUGAUGAUCAAAUUAACAUUGAUGGAGGAACAUUACAUAGAGAUUCCAUAUCACCAUCCCUAGACAGCAAUCCAGCAUGGGAUAUUAUGGAUAUCAUGAAUAAUGUCAAGGCCGUACAUAAUUGUGAUCUGCAUCCGGACUGUGGAGUUGCAUCUGCGUUUGAAGAUGUCCAGGAAAAGAGUCUAUUGCAGUACAUUGAUGAGGAGUUGUUGCUAAGGGGGAAUGCAAUGUCGAUGGUUGGUGGGCAUUGCGACCAGCUAUAUUCCCUGCAAGCUACUCUUCCACUAGGGGAAUCUUCAAAUGACUGCGAGGUCCAUUGUCCGUAUUACAAUGUGUCCGGGUCUCAAGCAAGCCCCAGACGUCACAACUCUGUGGAUAAAUUAUACUCGUCAAUAGGUAUCCUCAAUAAUUCUCAGACCUUAACAGCUGUGAAUGGGCAACGUCAACGAUCAUUAUCGGACAGCGGCCCUAGGGACGAGCCCGCACAGUCAAACGGUGAUAAUGAAGUAUCGGCCGAUCGAGAUAGAGAAAGUAUGAGUCCCGACUUACUUUCUGACACGCCGCCCGUCCCACCAAGGAGAAGGGAUCGAAAGAGACAUACGCCACCGAGACCCAUAAGUAAUGGACUGCCUCCCACACCAAAGGUGCACAUGGGAGCGUGUUUCUCAAAGGUAUUCAACGGCUGUCCAUUGAGAAUACAUUGCACCGCAAGUUGGAUUCAUCCAGAUACGAGGGAUCAACAUCUGCUGAUUGCAGCGGAGGAAGGAAUAUAUAAUUUGAACUUAAACGAACUUCAUGAGACUGCAAUAGAUCAGUUGUAUCCUAGACGUACUAUCUGGAUGUACGUUAUCAAGGAUGUUCUUAUGUCUCUUUCUGGAAAAACACCACAGUUGUAUAGGCACGAUUUGUUAGCGAUGUUGAGUAAACAGACUCAUAGAUUUUCAUUGCACAUGAAUAAAAUACCAGAGAGAUUAGUCCCCAGAAAGUUUGCCCUAACUACGAAAGUGCCGGAUACGAAAGGUUGUACCAAAUGUUGUGUCGGAAGGAAUCCAUAUAAUGGGUAUAAGUACUUGUGUGGAGCAAUGCCAGCGGGUAUAUUUCUAAUGCAAUGGUACGAUCCAUUGAACAAAUUUAUGCUUUUAAAACACUUCGACUGCGUUCUACCAUCGCCUCUAAAUGUUUUUAAAAUGGUGAUCACACCUGAGAUGGAAUAUCCGAUGGUAUGUGUAUCGGUUAAACAGCCAUAUCAGCAGAACAAACUGAAGCUGGAUUUAAUUAAUAUGAAUUCGGGAGCGAGUUGGUUCCACAGUGAUGAAUUGGAAGAUAUGGAUGGCUCAGCGACUGUGAUACCAAGACGAGAAAACUUGAACGUUAUUAACGUUACGCAAUUUGAGAAAGAUGCAAUACUCGUCUGUUAUGAUAAUGUAGUGAAAAUGGUAACUUUACAAGGGAAACCUCGUGUUAGCAAGAAGCAGCUGUCAGAACUGCAAUUUAAUUUUCAAAUCGAGUCCAUCAUUUGUCUACCUGAUAGUGUACUGGCAUUUCACAAGCAUGGUAUGCAAGGUAGAAGUUUCAAGAAUGGUGAAGUUACACAAGAGAUUAGUGAUCCGAGUAGAACCUACAGGUUACUUGGCUCAGAUAAGGUUGUGAUGUUGGAGAGUCACUUGGUUCACAGUGGCACAUUGACUGAAUCGGAAGGAGCGGAUUUGUACAUUCUCGCUGGACAUGAGGCCAGCUAUUAAGCGUCCUAAAUAACGAAGCAUGCGACCGUACGCUGCAUGGUCAUGCACGAUUUGUGAUUGAACUGCAUAUAAUGUGAAACGGCUACGAGAACGGUGAGAUUAAAGUACGCGGGGUAAAAAACUUUACAAUUAAUUAUGUCACCGCGAGCGUGCAUUGUGCACAAUCGGUAUGCAAUUCAAAUACUGCGAUAAUCGCCGCUAUAGUCGAGAAUGCAUAGACUGGUAGUUACUUUCGAUGAUUUUCUUUUUAAUGAGAGUUUUAGGAGUAGACAGUUCUUUCACUAGAUACGAGUAAAAUUCUAAUGGAGAGGAAUAGCGAAUUUGAUGGGAAGACAAAGUUAAAAGGGUAUAUAUAAUUGUCCUUAUGCCUGAUCAAAUGAAGCCAAUAACAGUUGCAUUACUUCAAGAGGUAUUAAGGCGAUUACUAGUUUAUUUAGCUAUAUAUGCAUAAACUACGCUCUUAUAAAUUGUAGGACUAGAAAAAGAAAUCUAUAUAUAAAACGUAAUCUCGAGAAUAGGUCUAUCUGAAGAGUUGUGAAAAUGAUGAAUACGGUAUUGAAUGGUCCAAAAUAGUUCGCCAUAUUAAUGCGUCAAAGUAAAUAAUACAACGAUGUGAUAUUUCUUCUCAAAUUCGUCUUUCCACACUAAUCUCUACAACGAUUACAUAAUGAAUAAAACAGAAUGAUCUAUUUCCGAGAUUUGGAUUUUAUUUUAAAUAUUUUUGACAAUAGAUGCGUGAUUUUACAGAAGCAUAUUUUAUGCGAAAUGUUCUUCGCGUUCUAUUCUGAUGUUUCAAUAUAUAUAUAGUAAAAUUAGCUAGCAUACCGCCUUAACGCAAGAGAAGUUGCACCGCGUCGUUUUAAACCAUCGUGAAUCUAGUGAAACUCUUGCGGUAUUGUACAGAUUAUACAGUAUAGUUUCAAGUUUUAUCUUUCUAGAACCGCGUUAUAUUCUAUAGCUUUUGACCUUCGAGAACCGUUUAAUCAAUAAUAGCGCAUUUAGAAUAGAAUAAGAGUUCAAUCUUUGUAUUUUUAACGAUUGCGAGAUUAUUAGACGAGACGAUAUUUAUAUUCUUACAGAAAUGAAUGAUUGCGUAGUUUUCGAAGGUUAAAGCGCUAUCGCUUCAUCCUUGAUUGGAAUGUCCAAAUACGUUUUAAUAGGACAGACAUGUCAAGCCCUUUGUCGUGGACUAUGG